CCCAGAGGCCCCGCCCCAACCCCCCCACUCCUGGCUCCCUGUCCUUACACCAGCCUCAGUUUCCAGUCACCAGUGUCGGCCGGGUUGCCGGGGAGCCACAGGGUUCGGCCGAGGCGCAGCAGUUCCAUCCCGUUCCCGCGGGCCACCGGCACAUCAGGAACAUGGCCGGGAGGAAAAUAAACGAAGCGAAGGAAUUUCUGCGGAACAUAGAACAGACCUACAAACUCUUCCAGCAGCAGCAGUUCACUUUCGUCAUGGCCUUGGAGCACACCCGAGAGAAUGCCCACGACAAGAUCAGGCCUGUUUCAAGCAUUGGGCAGGUGCAGAAUUACAUGGACCACCACUGUAACAACAGCACUGACCAGCGGGUCCUGCUCAUGUUCCUGGACAUCUGCACAGAGAUGAACAAGUUGUGCCAGCAGUUUGAAACCCUGCAUCCCGGCACCGCGACCACCAACUCCAUCCUCGAGAAAUGCAAAGCCCUCGUCAGCCACGGCAACGACCUGAGCACGCUCAGGGCUAAGUAUCCCCACGAUGUGGUGAACCACCUGAGCUGUGACGAGGCUAGGAACCACUACGGCGGUGUGGUGAGCCUUAUCCCGGUCGUGCUGGAUUUGAUGAAAGAGUGGAUCGCCCAGACAGAGAAGCUCCCUCGUAAAGCCUUGCAGCAGCAGCAAGUGAGUGCCACGCAGACUGAUUUCCUGAACAUUGAGGAAGGCAGAGACCACCGUACUUACCAGACCACUGCCACCCAAACCUCAUUUAAGUGCAAGACAAACAGGGUCACUAAACAGGACGAUGCCACACCCAGAGGGCCAGACCUAAGGAGAAAUUCCAAGCCUCCCUGGAGACCUCCUGGUGACUUAGCUACUGUCUCUUGCUUCAAGGAAAACAGUUGAGAAUAAAAUGCUCCACUACCUUUC
This is a messenger RNA of Ornithorhynchus anatinus (platypus), 923 nucleotides long. RefSeq names its product sperm acrosome associated 9 (gene SPACA9). The record is from RefSeq and is a predicted model, not a curated record. NCBI's taxonomy places the organism in Eukaryota, Metazoa, Chordata, Mammalia, Monotremata, Ornithorhynchidae. Bases 162 to 899 code for a protein of 245 amino acids. Gene Ontology annotation, cellular component: ciliary base; acrosomal vesicle; sperm flagellum. The transcript has 5 exons.